This is a messenger RNA of Coccidioides immitis RS, 919 nucleotides long. RefSeq lists its product as uncharacterized. NCBI's taxonomy places the organism in Eukaryota, Fungi, Ascomycota, Eurotiomycetes, Onygenales, Onygenaceae. The transcript has a single exon. The coding region runs from base 637 to 867 and encodes 76 amino acids. The record is from RefSeq and is a predicted model, not a curated record.
UGAGACGCUACAGUCGCCACAGGAGUUUCUAAGCAAUGCACACGAAUCAAAGCUCCCUUCGCCACCAAAGAUGGAUUGGAGUGGCAUACACAAAAUAUUCUUCGUCGAUGAUGAGCAAUGAUAGACUUUGGCGGUGGGCCUGGACUGAUUGGGGUGCCUAUCCAGGCGGCGGAGACAUUUUUCUUGCCUGAUACUGAAAAUCUCUUGAGCAGGCUCGCUUCACCCUCUCCAGCAGCAAACUUUUGGAUGCGCCAUGCGAAAGCUUCCCUCCCAGAUUGGCUGCCAUGAUAUGGAUAUAGGUAUCAUGUGCCUCUGGAAACUUGUGUGAACGCCAGAGCCGAAUAUCUCAGACAUGGACAAAGGAGCAGAGCAGCCUCUUAUGUCGCAGAUGAUUAGGAGUGGCUUGCUAUGGCCCAUGGUUCAUUGGAUAUCUCAAAAAACUCGCAGUGCGAUGGUGCAUAGAGGCUAGAGCACGGCCUAAUAAGUUAGCCCUUCACAGCAUAAACAGGCCACACCGAGAUUACAUUUCGAGACUCUGACUAGCAACCAUUGCAUUGGUUUAGGCUUUUGGUCUCGGUUGAAGCCCUGUUUUCCUUGCCUACCUAGAAUCGAAAAAGGGAUAUUUCUUUGAGCUGCAUGCGCCAGAUGCGCCGCAUGCUGUGUUACGAAUUCUGUUUGGCACCGUUUUUGGUUAUCAAGACGGACGAGGAGUCACCGCAGUUUCUUCAGAUUUCAAAACAACCUAAAUAUGGCGCUAUUAGCCGAUCCAAACGGGCGCCAUCUUUGACUGCGGCCUGGGGAGACCUGGCCGACUGGGCUGAAAGAAUUUUGUCCUCCUUCUGGAGUCUGCAUGCCACAGCACCUUGAACCGAUACCAGCGUUCCCAUCUGCCUGCCUUUUCCGUAUUCUUUGCGACGAU